AUGACAAGAUAUGAACUCUACUACUUUGAUGGCCGUGGCAGAGGCGAAGUGGUUAGAUGGAUGCUGCACUAUGCUGGAAUUGAAUUUAUUGAUCACAGAGUGCCUCGGCCAGACUGGCCAAAAUUGAAGGGAGAUGGGAAAUGUAAGAUUCUUUUUUUCUAUGUAUUCAUUUUCUGCCUAAUGUCUAUUUUUACUGUAGAGGAAUAAGUUGUUCGUUUUAUUUUAUCAAUCUGUCGGGAAAAUAAUGUGGAUUUAUCGCAGUAAAAUGUCUUGCCUCGCCGCAGUUGCGCACCAAAUCUCCGGCUAGUCGUCACAAAGCUCUGAUGCACUCCAAGUCGCAACAAAUCCGCAUUAUUUUUUUUUUUUUGCCAAUAUAAUACGUAGCAGCUAAAAAAUGCGUAAGCUUCAUCAUAAACCUACCCUUUUUCAGUAUUUCCCUACGGAGUGAUGCCGAUUCUUUGGGUGGACAACGAUCGCAUUGCCGAAUCGCAUGUGAUCAAUCGCUAUGUGGCCCGCUUGGCCAAACUCGACCAUUCCGAUGACGCAAUUGAUGCUGCGCAUCUGGAUGAAGUCUACGAACUUGGUCGCGCAUUUUAUGACAAUAUCUUUAAAUAUGUCCUCAUAGUUUGUGGUCGCGUUGCUGGCGACAAAUUGGAAGCCCAAAGGGAAAUUCUAAUGCCAAAUGUGGACAAGUAUUUCCCGUUGAUCGAGAAGCACAUAAAGCCAAAUGGCUGGUUCAGCGAGAGGGGAGUCUCGUAUGUGGACUUUUAUUGGGCCGCAAUCAUCGAUAUGCUGAUGUUUUUGGCCCUGGAUUACACUGAGAAAUUGGGAAAGUCCGUGGAGUUAUGGAGAAGAGUGCAAGAGCUGCCACAACUUCAAGAAUAUCUGAAAACUCGGAAAUAA
This is a messenger RNA of Bursaphelenchus xylophilus (pine wood nematode), 903 nucleotides long. The record is from the annotation of a GenBank genome assembly. Lineage: Eukaryota; Metazoa; Nematoda; Chromadorea; Rhabditida; Aphelenchoididae.